AUGUCUACUUUCGAGAAGAACCGCGUUCGAGAUGCGCACCCAUACUCUGGGCCCAUCGAUCCGCCACCAUACCAGCGCGCCCCCUCUUCGGAGCUGUCUCUCCCUAGUCUCAGGGGUAACAAUGCCUACCAGGAGACACUGAGCAACAUCUCGCAUUCUCGGUACUCUUCGAUGGAUCGUGACUCGAUUCCCAAGUAUGAACAUCUCGAUUCGGUUCCAAGUCCGAACAUGACCAUCAAGUCAGGCAACAUGAGAUUCAUGAUUCCUCCUCGGAAACAUCCUUUCACUCCCAUGGACACUACGCCCUUGAGUUCUAGAGUACCGCGCAACGCAAGCUUCCGAGUCACAUUCGAUUCUUCAACCCAUGAUCUCGAUUCACCACUAGAAUCAGGGCGUGAUUACUUCUAUGGCGCAACGUAUGAGGAAGAACCGCCCGGCCCCUCUUACAAUCUCAACGAAUGGAUAGAGACGAGCGGAAACCAGGACCCCUCAAGCAGUGACUUUGUCCACCAUACAUUGCCCGAUAGUCAAGUGUCUCAGGAACUGUCAGUUACUUCGAAAGGCCGCCACCAGCAUGGCCACAGCUUAGAACCAAAAGUUCGAACGGUUGCGGAGCUCGCGAAGUCUAGCGCAUUCGAUUUCACCGGGCAGAAGGGGAUACUGACAGCUGUUCCAUCGCCGAACUUGCCGCCCUUGUACCACCAAGAGGGAAUGCUUGACUUGGCGACUUACAUUGCCUCACGGGAUCCGAGUCCCAUGGGCCACACGCAAGCUCAAGUGGAUGUUGCGAGCCAUCACCUUGCGGCUAUAACACCCUCUCAUGGGGAAAUGAACACUUCAAAUAUCAUUUCAGCCUGUCUGGAUUCCCCUCGCCACCUCAAGUCCACCGACAGCCGCAUGAACCAUCAUUAUGGUUAUUCCUUCACACCAGAGAUGCAGCCAUACAAUGACGGCGAUGGCUCAAAAGAUUCUGCAAUCGGCCAGGCAGUGACGCCGCGCGGAUUCUCAAAACACAAAUCAGCAUCCGAGCUCGUCGCAUACUGGGAGUCAAUGCAAGGUAGCAACGAUGCCAACAAUGCUACGCCGGCCAAGCAAGGCUUGCCACACCGACCUAGGGCUGAUUUUUCGACUGUCCCUCCUGAUUUCAGGGGAAGCACGGAUCGUACUAAUUUCGGUAAAGCACCCGAAGGAAAGCUUUAUCCUGUAGCUGAGCAUAUAUCAGUGCCAUCAGACAAUAAGUUAGACCCAGCGGCAACGUCAUCAGCCAUGGGAAACUUGAACCGCACAAGAGCCUGGCUACGAGAUCUUAUCAAGCAACCGCAGCCUUACAAGACAAAAUUUACUGAGCUCCCACGCAAGGAUUCAAUGCAUGAGCGCUUAUUGGACGACUAUGACUCUGCGUAUCCUCGAUCACUGCUGAGGAAUUCCACAGCCGGUGCCUCAAUAGACAUGAAAUUCCGAAGUACUGUCAACAACCUGGAGAAUCUUCUCAGUGAAGCAAUGGAGCUGGCAGCAGUCACCGCCCAACGAGAAGUUGACCACCAGUGCCCAGACUACUAUGAGCUUGACGAGCUUGCUUACUGCGAUGUGCCAACACCUCCCGGCGUACACAAAAGUUUUCCCAGCGAAAAUGGGUCUAUGGUGAAUGAGGUUGGCGACUUUGACUACUGGACUGCUGUAGAAAGCGCCUUGGGAAUAGAUCAUAGCAGUGAAAAUAACAUACGGAAACCGAAGCAUUACCGGUCAGCUCCAGGAAUGCACAGUAGGAACGUGGCAGUCAAAAUCCCAAAAAGAAAAUCCAGUCUGAUGCAACCAAAGAUCAAACCAAGCUAUUCGACUCUGGGUGGCCCUCGCUACGAAGAACUAGGCGGAGAACCUCCGGCGCAGGGCCCGGCUCCAGGGCCAAUUGGCCUAAGGACCAAGCAGUCGUCAAGAUUAGAAACCCCAGCCAGUCCAUCUGCCAGUACAGACUCGCCGCCACCGUCCGGGUGUCUGCCGAGGGUUGCUUUAAAACUUAGAAGCUACCGUAGCUUUGGCGCGAUACGGCCUCUACGCCAUAUCAGUUCACUGCGGCCACAAGCUGAUGGUGCUAUGGAUACCCCUGGUGACGAGAGUGAUUCCACAGUUGUUCGUACAUUACUCAAACGCAGGGUUCCGGCUUCAGGGCUCGAUGGACCAGCCACGUCAACCGGGGGCCGUUCACAGCAAUUUCAAACCGCUUCAUGGACUUAUGGCGAUGAUUCAAGGGGCCUGGGGGAAGGGGAGCCAAGGGACGCGCCAGAUACUCGCAUUGAUCUGCGUGGAAGGUCUCAUGUCAGCCUCCGUGGUUACCAGGGUUUUAGCCUGGCACGAGCGUACCGUCGACAACCAGUAGCCCGAGACUGGUCUACUGCCCGUAAAAGGUUCGUUGCCGGAGUCGCAUGUCUGAGCACCGCGUUCAUCGGCAUGGUCAUCGGCAUCUAUGCUGGGCUUGUCCCAUCCAUCCAGUACUGGAUAGCUGAUCUCAAUCACUAUGCUAUCCUGGGUAAUUUCUUCUUCUACUUGGGCUUGGCCAUUCCCACCUUUUUCUUUUGGCCUUUACCGUUGCUACACGGUCGGAAGCCGUACAUCCUGUCAAGUUUGAUACUAGCGAUGCCUUUAUUGUUCCCCCAGGCUAUUGCCGUCAGCACAUGGCGGUCACCGUAUGUGAGCACUUGGAGGUGGGCUCUGCUAGGCUCACGCGGAUUCAUGGGGCUCACUCUUGGGUUUGCGAGUAUGAAUUUCCACUCCAUGCUGACAGAUCUGUUUGGGGCUUCGCUCAUGAGCGGCAAUCCACAUCAGGAGGUAGUCGACAAGUUUGACGUAAGAAGACACGGCGGCGGCAUGGGCGUUUGGCUGGGACUGUGGACGUGGUGCUUUACUGGGUCCAUUGGCAUCGGAUUCCUGAUCGGAGCAGCGAUCAUCAACAAUUUCAACCCCUCAUGGGGUUUCUACGUCAGCAUCAUGAUGAUAGCUGUCGUGCUUCUUCUAAAUGUUCACGGUAUCUUGCUAUCACUGGAAAUGCUUCGACAACCCGGAUUCAUGAUUAUGGCCGUAUAUGUGGGGUGGAUCUACGCGCAGGUGAUUCUCGUCAUCUGUCUGCUUGGCUCGCUCACGUCCAAGGAUUACAGGCUCAGGUCGCCUUUGGUUGGCCUUUGUGUUGCGUUUAUCUCCAUUGGCGCACUGGUCUCGAUACCUUUCCAGAAGGCGAACAUAUUUUCUCGCCACAGGAACUACCCUCAGCUGUCUAACAUGGACACACUUCUCGACAAAAAGUUUACAUGGACGUCACAUCUUCUUCGCCGCGCCAUAUUCCUCACCCUUUUGCCGAUUCUAGGCAUGGCAUACACGGUGUCUUCCGCUGGAGGUCACAUACCGGUACCUGUGCCUGUUCUUUUUGCUACUCUGAUGGGUACCAUAUCAGCCCUGGCAGUAGCUGAAUGUAACGGACUCAUCAUGGAGAAUUUCGACUGUUCCGACCUACUCCCGGGUAUGAUUGGACGUCCCAGAGGGUAUUCGAACAAGCAACCCAAGCGCACGAACUACUCGUCACACCCGCGGAUAGCUGCUGGGUUUGCUGUCUGUCAUACCUUUGGCUUCCUUCUUGCGGCAUUAGCAACCACUGUAGCUGGAAGAGCACAGCGAAACCUCGGUCAACGAGAGGCAACUGGCAUCGUCGCUGGCGUGCUGUUUCUGUUGACUGUCCUUUUGCUUGCAGUCCUUGUUCGCUUCAAGGAAAUCGAAAUUAUCCCAAGCUCCAAGACAGUCGAGAUGGAGAAGUGGCAGAAGAUUCGUCGUGAAAGCAUUCGCAAAUCUAUCAUCGAAAUUAAAGCUGGGAGACCCCUUCCAGUAACCAUGACAGAUGAAGAGAUCUGGCGUCCCCGUCUUCCUGGAAAUCCAUCGAGCCAGUUCCGAAGAGUCAAUAUUCUGGAGUUGGGCGCUAUGACAAGAUGGACCGAAAUCCGGAAGAAGAACAAGCUGAUUGACGAAUCGGCCGCACAUUUGAAUCGGGCAGCGCUUGAGUCUGCGCGCAUGGCUGUUGAGAAUGCCACUGGCAUUGGAGCAAGGACAACAAAGAUGAUACGAAAAGUCAGUAGUCGCAAGGGAAGGAGAAAGCAGGGUCAAUCCCAACGCACGAUGUACAAGCACCUAGGUGUGCCACUUCAGCCGGAAGAAGCAGGCCCAAGUCGUGGUGAUACCGCGUCACCAAACAGGUUUGGUCUUUAUCGGUUUGAUGCCGAACCAGCGAGGGCUGGAUCGGAUGGUUUCUCCUUCAAAGCACAUUCUGACUUAGACACCGGGAGUGUGCUUGAGCGUCCUGUCCCUGAGGAGGACGAGGACAUGGUUGAUUUUAUCACUUCUUCGGAAGAGGAUGGGAACGACAGAAUUGAGUUGGAUGAAUUGGGACCCUUGGAAGGCUCCCCAAGCGGACAUGCAAGGAAAGAGGUUUGA
Molecule: messenger RNA, 4470 nt
Organism: Neurospora hispaniola
Lineage: Eukaryota; Fungi; Ascomycota; Sordariomycetes; Sordariales; Sordariaceae
Exons: 6
Coding region: 1-4470 (1489 amino acids)
Biological process (GO): transmembrane transport
Cellular component (GO): plasma membrane
Molecular function (GO): transmembrane transporter activity
Source: RefSeq, a predicted model, not a curated record